CGCCACGGCUUCGGUAGCUAAAGCAUCUCUGAGCCUGCCGGAGUGGUGCCACCACCUCCUCUAGGAGACCGUUGCAGUCAGCCAGCUCCUGCUCCACGGUAACCAUGUGCGACCGAAAGGCGGUGAUCAAAAAUGCGGACAUGUCAGAAGAGAUGCAACAGGAUUCGGUGGAGUGCGCUACUCAGGCGCUGGAGAAAUAUAACAUAGAAAAGGACAUUGCGGCCCACAUCAAGAAGGAGUUUGACAAGAAGUACAACCCCACCUGGCACUGCAUAGUGGGGAGGAACUUCGGUAGUUACGUGACGCAUGAAACCAAACACUUCAUCUACUUCUACCUGGGCCAGGUGGCCAUUCUUCUGUUCAAAUCUGGUUAAAAGCAUGGACUGUGCCACACAUCCAGUGAUCCAUCCAAAACCAAGGACUGCAGCCUAAAUUCCAAAUACAGAGACUGAAAAUCUUCAGCCUUGCUAAGGGAACACCUCGAUCUUUUUGUGUGUACAGGGUAUUCUCUGUACUAGUUUGUUGUGGUUAUAAAACAUUUAGCAAAACA
This is a messenger RNA of Octodon degus (degu), 550 nucleotides long. Its product is annotated as dynein light chain 1, cytoplasmic. The transcript has a single exon. The coding region runs from base 105 to 374 and encodes 89 amino acids. Lineage: Eukaryota; Metazoa; Chordata; Mammalia; Rodentia; Octodontidae. The record is from RefSeq and is a predicted model, not a curated record. Gene Ontology annotation, biological process: microtubule-based process; cilium assembly. Gene Ontology annotation, cellular component: cytoplasmic dynein complex. Gene Ontology annotation, molecular function: dynein intermediate chain binding; dynein light intermediate chain binding.